Messenger RNA from Ogataea philodendri, 1098 nucleotides. RefSeq lists its product as uncharacterized. The transcript has a single exon. Bases 1 to 1098 code for a protein of 365 amino acids. Lineage: Eukaryota; Fungi; Ascomycota; Pichiomycetes; Pichiales; Pichiaceae. The record is from RefSeq and is a predicted model, not a curated record. Gene Ontology annotation, molecular function: protein binding.
AUGAUGCAAUUCCAACGGAAGCGCAGAAAGCUCGAUCUAAAGAUCAGGCCACCGGAGGAUAGGCCCGUUGUUGGAUACCACCAGAUAGGGUCUCAGGACCUCGGAUUUGUCGAUAAAGAGGUUCAGCAGACUUACAAUUAUCGUCGUCUUGAGCCGGGACAUCAGGCAAGAACUUCAGAACGAGGAUCGCUACGGGCUCUUUGCUCGAGCAAAAUCGCUUACUCUGCAGAUUCGCUCUCUAGAAACCAUAUAGACGCUACAAGUGCAAACUGGAGUGUAUGGAAGUCGGUAUGGAACUAUAUCUUAAAGUACGAAAAGGAUUCGCCAGCUAUUUUCAACCUGUUUGCCGGCUACUUCUCGAACGAGCCGGACUUUGUCGCGCAUUUGAUUCCAGCCAGUUGGAGAAAGCUUGACAACUAUAAACGCGGAGUGUUUGUGGAACUGAACUCGAUCAACCGCAAACACAGAAUGGAAACGUUCUACCCGCAUGUUUCGCUCGACUUGCUUUUUUGCGAUCUUGAGCACUGCAAGUUCAAUAACCUGUUGAUUCUCAGUCUUCAGGGUAUUGAUCUCUCUCAGAGACCGUUUGUGCUCAACAAGCUUUCCAACCUGAGAUACUUGAACGUUUCUCACUCCAAUGUUUCCGACCAGAUGGUCAAAACCUGGAGUAUUAGCAUGAAAGACGGCAACGUAAGGAACUUGAAAUGUCUUAUUCUGAGCUCCAAUCCAGUGCAAUCAAUCGACUGUCUACUUCAAACAUCACUGACAUACAUUGAGACGAAUAUCAAUAUACAGGACGACCAUUGGCGGCCGGCCACAGAUUCCAACUUGGCCGUGCUACCGGACGGUCUCAAGUUUCAGAGAUUAGCGGAAAUCGAAAACGGGAGCAUAAUAUUAGACUACAAAGUGGCCACAACCAACUCCGAGCGAUCUGUGGAGACGCUAUGGAAAAACAGGUUCCAGGGACCGACUCCCGACAGAAACGUCUUCCGAUUUGUGCGAACCAAAAGCGUCCACAAGAAACCGAAAAAGCAGGUCAAAGCAAAACCACGACAGCGCGCACAAAAACUCGACCUCAAAACUUUCUUCGACAUAUAG